Messenger RNA from Helobdella robusta, 546 nucleotides. RefSeq lists its product as hypothetical. The transcript is spliced from 5 exons. The record is from RefSeq and is a predicted model, not a curated record. Bases 1 to 546 code for a protein of 181 amino acids. Lineage: Eukaryota; Metazoa; Annelida; Clitellata; Rhynchobdellida; Glossiphoniidae.
AUGGAGCACAGCUAUCAAGCAUCUUCUCAACUUCAGCAGAAUUCAACAACGACAAUUAAUUCAACAAUGGUAGCUGCUGAUUCAGCAUUAAUUUCAAAAUUAAUAGUUACAUCGGCAGCCACUUCAUUGUCCACAGCAACUUCCUUUUCAACGAACUCAGUGGCAACGACACCAGAUCCUUGCAUAAUAUUCAAUGCCACGUACCUCUACCCCCCGAGAAAUACUAAUAUAAAAAAUGUUGGCGGCAUUUACAUUGUUCCAGAAAACAGUCCAAUGGUUUUCUACAACGCCUCAACUAAUUGGACGGUGGUGAACUUGAUUGUGGGCAUGGAAAACGUUCAAACGUUCAAUUUGACGGUGUAUAAGUCUUUGACAGUUCCCACGUAUCAACAAUGGCUGUUAACUCCUCCAAAUGAUACAAGCAAAAGAGUUGAAUACAUUACGAACGGAAACUAUGUGAUGAACAAACUUGAAUUUAUUUAUACACCUCACGAUGCUACUCAAAUAACUAAAAUCAAUAUGACCAUUGAUGUUAAAAUUUGCUGA